Messenger RNA from Mercenaria mercenaria, 9696 nucleotides. RefSeq names its product TBC1 domain family member 22B-like. Lineage: Eukaryota; Metazoa; Mollusca; Bivalvia; Venerida; Veneridae. The transcript has 12 exons. Bases 109 to 1563 code for a protein of 484 amino acids. Gene Ontology annotation, molecular function: GTPase activator activity. The record is from RefSeq and is a predicted model, not a curated record. Gene Ontology annotation, biological process: activation of GTPase activity.
GUCAACGUAACAGGAAGUGGCCAUUUUUGACAACAAUACUAAUUUUGCAAGAAAAAAUGUAGAUUUUUAUUCCAUUCUUUACAAUUAAGUAAGUCCAGAAUCUAAAACAUGUCUGUCGGUGGGAAUUCUGUUAAAGACCACAGCAAGUCUGGUUUCUGGAAAAGAUCUGCAAGUGGACCUGGAAGUGGUAAACCUGUGUAUGGAGCACAACACCCUCCCAUGCAGCAACCUAUAAGCAAUGUUACCAAGAAAGAUGAGAAGUCAAGGGUUGCACGCACUGGAGAUUCAUUUCAAGACUUUGAGAACAAGACGUUGGAUGCCUGGGAUGAUGGAGAUGAUGAUUUGAUGUUAGAUAUGGCAAAUAUAAAAAUGUCAAUGAAAGACAUUCAGUCAACGGCCAAGGCAGUGCUAGAUCAUCACAGACAGACAAGGAAUGCUAAUCUACAGUAUAAUGGUCCCAAUCUUGGUCCAGGUCAUCAUAAAGCAGCCCCUGGUAUGGGUAUUAGAAUAAACAAUUCCUGGCAGCCCCCAAAACCAAGUCCCAUCAGGUACACACAGGAGACCGUUGUCGACAAAGAAGUAACUAAACUAGAGAAAAUCAAAACAAUGUUAGCUGGUCCUAACACAAACAUGGUUGAGCUACAGAAGCUAAGUUGGUCAGGUAUACCAAAAGCCGUGCGACCGACUUGCUGGAAAAUAUUAUCUGGUUACUUACCAACAAAUGUUGACCGACGAGAACAGAUGUUGGAGAGAAAAAGACAGGAGUAUUUUAGCCUUAUUGAUCAAUAUUAUGCCUCUAGACAUGACGAAAUGCAUCAAGAUACUUUUAGACAGAUUUUGAAGGAUGUUCCCAGAAUGACAUCUUUAGCUCAUUUAUUUCAACAAAAACGCAUUCAAGAAAUAUUUGAGCGUAUAUUAUAUAUCUGGGCAAUACGUCAUCCAGCAAGUGGUUAUGUACAGGGCAUCAAUGACCUGGUUACCCCUUUCUUUGUUGUCUUUCUCUCAGAAUUUAUAGAAAAUGAUAUAGAAGUAGAAAAUAUCAACCUUACGGAAUUGCCAGAGGAAACGUUGAAUAUAAUAGAAGCUGAUACGUUCUGGUGUACGUCUAAACUCCUCGACGGCAUACAAGAUAACUACACAUUCGCUCAACCAGGCAUACAAACGAAAGUAAAUGCUCUCAGGGAACUUGUCAAGAGAAUUGAUGCCCAGUUACAUGCCCAUUUAGAAGAAGAAAGUGUGGAAUACCUACAGUUUGCAUUCAGAUGGAUGAACAAUUUAUUAAUGAGGGAGAUUCCCCUCAGAUGUAGUGUACGACUCUGGGAUACAUACUUAUGUGAGCCAAAUGGGUUUGCUGACUUCCAUCUGUAUGUAUGUGCUGCCUUCCUCACAAGGUUUUCCAAAGAUUUAUUAAGAGAAAAAGAUUUCCAGGGUAUAUUAAUGUUCCUACAGAACUUGCCGACACACCACUGGCAUGAUGAUGAGAUAAGUGAAAUGCUAGCUGAGGCUUUCAAACUCAAGUAUAUGUUUGCUGAUGCUCCCAACCACCUCAGUAAAAAGUCCUGAUAAAGUAGUGCCAUCCUAGUGAAUUGUUUGAAAAAUAGUGCAUAGAAUAGCGGGCUCUUCUCCAGUAUCUGCAGACAAAACUGAAUGGUUACCAAAGAAAAGUGAUUUUUGUGUAAUUCCAUGCAUACAAGAGGAGCUCACAUGUCCAGCUAUGGCUGCUUUGAAAAAACAAAAGAAAAGCAUUGUGUUACAUGUGCUUCCAUAUCAGCUUAACACUCCACGGCAUCUACGAAUCUGUGUUAUGCAAAAUUAAUCUUAUUUCAAACUUUUGACCAGAAUUUCAUUCUUAUAAAGUUGUUGCAUCAUGAUUUUAUUAAUCAGAAAGAAUGGUUACAAUAUGUUUAUGAAAAACAGGAGAUGUUUGACAAAAUAUUUGUUAUGCCAUCUCAGAGAACAAGCUCCUGUGUAGUAAAACUAAGUUUUGGGACCAGUAUAAGAACUUUGCCAUUGGUCAGUUACCAAGAUUGAACUAAAGAAUUAACCAAUCAGAUGCUGACAAUUUGAGAAUGGUUUUGACCUGAGACACAUUUGUGGUCAGUAAGUGUUUGGAUAAGUUGCAAAUGUGGUUUGAAAUGAUUGUAUAUAUCAGGGUUAUUUCCCUAGGUGAAUAAUUUGAUUUUUAAAGAACUAUAGAUCAAGAGUGUCUGUGGCAUACCUGACAGAUUUGUAGUCAUUUUUUUGUGUAAUGAGUUAAGCAUUAUAUAAGUGCUAGAUUUUCUGAAAGAUGUACAUGUAUAGUUCUAUGACACAUGGUAAUUAUACUCACAUGAAAUGACCUGUGAUACAUGUUUAAUGAUUAAUGCUACAGUAUGGUAUUAUAAACAAAUUAUAUGUAUUUUUUUCUAGGUCUGUAUACAGUUUUGUUUCCUUAAUGACUAACGUCUAUGAUUUAGAAAAUACAAGACUAUCUAUCAAUGUAGUUUAUUUACUCUAUAGUGAAACAUUGCUUAUUUGAGCAUGGAGGGUUCAAGCGUCGGGAUGAACAGGGAUGUUUUCCAAAUACUUUUUGGCUAACUCUAGUUUCCCUUUAAGACCUCAAGCAAUAGCUGUUUUACUAUAAAGAAUUACUAGAGGGUUAUUGAUGAAUGGCUGGAAACAUUUUUAUGUUUAUUAGCUAUUAAGGCCGUAUACAUUCUGUUGAUUUUUUUGUAAAAGUACAUUUACACUCGAGAAUAUUGAAAAUGCAAUAUCCAUUUAUGGCAAAUAUUUCAUUUUUGCAACUUGUAUGCAAAUAUUUUGAAAUACCUUUAUCAGUUUUUCAUUAAAUUGUAUCUAAAAUGGUGAUUUCAUUUGUCUUACCUGUUGAGUUCAUGUUGUAAUUCAUUACAUACAGAAGCCAUAGCUAGCAUUUUCAAAAAUCAAAUGUAAUUAAAUGUUGGAAGUCGAUUGCAAAUUUUUAAACCACCAUUACUUCAAAAUUACCUGAUUUCUUUUUUAAAUUUAACACAUGUUUGUAAAAAAUCUUUAUCAACUUUUAUUCUUGACAAAAAUAGAUGUUUCUUUCGUUGAAGUAUUUGUACAUCACAAUUACACCUGCUACCAUUCAGUUAUUAUCCCCCGCCGAUGAAAUCGGGAGUGGGGUAUUAAAAUGACGUUGUCCGUCCAUCAGUCAGUCUGUCCGUCCGUCCGCAGCCAUUUCUCAGUAACUACCUGGUAGAAUUUCAUGAAACCUGAAAUAAACAUGAACCAAUGUACUGCAAUGAUGCCCGUCAACUUUUUUUUUGAUUGGUCAAUUUCCCUUAGAGUUUUUGCCCUUGAUUUAAUGAAAAAUGUCCAUCCACAGCCAUUUCUCAGUAACUAGCAGAUAGAAUUUCAUCAAACUUGAAACAGACAAGAACCAAGAUACUGCGAUGAUGCCCUUCAAGUUUUUUUUCUCGAUUGGUCAGUUUGCUUAGUGUUAUUGCCCUUGAUUUCAUGAAAAAUGCACAAAAAUGUCUGCCCACAGCCAUCUCUUGGUGACUAGCAGGUAGAAUUUCAUCAAACUUGAAAUAAAUAUGAACCAACAUACUUUGAUGAUGCCCGUCAUUUUCUUUUUUUAUUGGUCAAUUUUCCAUACAGUUAUUGCCCUUUAAUUGUUUAAAAGUUCACAGAUUUGUUCAUAACAAACCAACCAAUUGGAAGUAUUUCAUUAAACUUCUUUCAUUCUUUUCCAUGAACAUGUGAAGUUGUGUACCCACACCUGGUUGCACACCCUCCCCCCCCUCCCCCAAUUUUUUUUUUUUUUUUUAAUUUUCCAUCAAUAUUUAUAAUCAACAUGUAAACUUUUGUACCCCCCCCCCACCCCCCCUCCAAAAAAAACAAAAAAACAUUCGUUUUUAUGUUAAUUUGAUUUUGACUAAUGAAAUUAUUUGCUUCUUUGUAACAUUCUUAACUUUUUGCUGGAUAUAUUUUUUGGCCAUUCCUCACCACAGACCCUUUCAGCGGGGGGAUACCAAUUCAUCGAAUUUGCUUGUUUCAGUACAGUGUAGUCACCAGAAGUAUACCAAGUAGACUUUGAUAUCAGAAAUGUUGAGUGAAAUUGCAGCAUUAAUGUUUUAUAAUUGUGUCAGUGGCACAUACAAAAGCAUUUUGCAACAUAGAAUAAGCUCGAAGUCUAAUGAUUGAAAAGAUUUCUGGUCAAAUUAUUAUUUCACAGUCUUCUGAUUUUAGCGGGUAUUAGAUAUUCCUUACUGAUAAUCAAAUUACUGUAUAUCCGAUUAAAUCUGGUUUGAGUUUCAUGGACAAUAGUCACACUUCAAGUAACAGAGAAAAGGAAAAUCCUUCUGGAACACGUUCCUUCAAUAAUUGAAUGUAGCAUUUUUAAGUUUCUUGAGGGUAGAUUAUCAAGCUAAGUCUAGUGUAUGUUACAUACUGUAGUAUUUAACCUUUACCCUACUAAAUUUCUGUAGUGGACUGGUCCGUCUUUCAAUUUGGACAGUACCAUUAACUAUUAAAAGGGGUGCUUACCAAAAAGAUAUUGAGUAAAUGUCGACAGUGCAGAUCAUGAUCAGACUGCACAGAUGUGCAGGCUGAUUUUAGUCUGCACUGGUCGCAAAGGCUUAAUCAAUUGCUGCCAGUAGGCUAAAGGUUAAAUGUGUUCACUGUACAAAAACACUUUUCAUACUUAAAGUGUAAUGUCAUUCUUCUUUUUCAGGAAAUUAAAAUAACUUUUGAAUUGUGUGUGAACAAAUUUGAAAUUAGAAAUAAUUACUAUUUAAGUCAAAGUUUUUGUAAAAAAAAGUCUGUGAAUGAGCAUAUGUUUGUUUAACAAUUACAGAAGUAUUAAGUGUAUGUAAAGAUAUUUGCUUAUAAGUCUAUAUAAGGACACUACCACUGAUUGAGAAUGAAGAACCUUUCUAUUCAAAAGGCCUUUCUAAUUACAGUUCAACAGGUAUUCAGGAAUAAUCCAAGAACUUUUAAUUUGAAACUGAACAAGAUUUAUAUGUUUGUUUUCUAUAUUGAUUGAGUGAUACUAAACAAGGGUAUGUUUGACAGCUGUGAUAAUUUUGUUUUAGCUGAGUAGUAAUACUGUACCAUGUAAAGUACUGAAUUUCCAUUGCUUCAGUUAUGUAUCUGGUAUGAUUUAUUUAAUUGUAAACAAGUGAAAAAUAGAAAUGAGCUGCACCAUGAGAAAACCAGCAUAGUGUGUUUGCGACCAGCAUGGAUCCAGACCAGCCUGCGCAUCCGCGCAGUCUGGUCAGGAUCCAUGCUAUUUGCUUUCAAAGCCUAUUGCAAUUAGAGAAACCGUCAGCAAACAGCAUGGAUCCUGACCAGACUGCUCGGAUGCGCAGGCUUGUCUGGAUCCAUGCUGGUCACAGAUGCACUAUGUUUAUUUUCUCAUGGUGCAGCUCAAAUGUUUCAUUUAUUGAUUGUGGACAUAUAAGCAGUAGAGACAUGUGCAGAUUAAGGUAUUUCAUGAUGAGGUGCUGGCAGCAAACUCCACUCAGCUAUUAACUUCCUGACUGGUGCAUUGACCUAUAUUGUCAUAAAAAUUAAUAACAUGACAUUAAAUAUCAAAGUCACAUUGCUGUUGAAAAGAGAUUCAAAUAUAAGUUUUUCAUUUUAGCUUAAUAAUUUUAUGUUAUAACUUCAGUUAGCUGUAAAAGAAAUGUCAAAUACUACAGUUCAAAAUUAGAGGAGGAAAAAAUGGAUUCACAAAAGCUGUUUGUGGUGACAUAUGUGAUGACAUAUUUUCUGUACCAUAAAGGGAGACAAUUGGGUAGUAGACUGAUACUAUGAAUAUUUCUGGUAAAAGCUGAAAUGGUAGUCAUAAAACUGGCCCACAGUCUCCUAUACCAACUUCAUACACAAUUUGUUUGCUAGAACACAUGUGUUAUAUUAAAAAAACUUCAUAAUGGCUGCUUAUUAUAAUUGAAAGUUGUUUUUACUGGACUUUCCUAUUUGAUACUAAAAACAUGUUAAGCAUUUUGCUUUUAUUGAAAGAUAACAGAGCUAGCAGAGAUAUACCAAGACAGAGACUACCUGUGUUUUCUUAAAAUAUUAAAUUUUCAUCCUGUAAAUUCGUCACCCUGUAUGAAAUACACCCUUAGAGAGAGUUAGAUUUGAACAGUGUUAAUUUGGUUACAUUAGUUGAAGGAGGAAAUUAAAUCAGACAAAUUAUAAUAUCAGUGCUUACACAAAUUACAUUCCUUGUAAGAUAUUACAAAGAUGUAGUAAUAGAAAACUACAUGUAAUACAACCUUAGUCAGUAUGUGUUCAAAAUUUAUAUUGUUUCAUAGAAAUUGUGUUAUUUGAAAGAUUUUUAUGGCCAUGCACUGUAAAGCAUGAUAUGUUUGUGAUAGCAAUAUUUAGUAUUUUCCGAAGAAUUAAAAUCAUCGUGACUUUUAAUGUUCACACUUGGACAAAGAAAUUAAAGCAUUAUAUUUAGCGUGUGUUGAAAUUACAACUAUAAAAGUGCGCAACAUAAAAUUAUAUCCUCAUGAAUUUCUCCAAGUUACAAAAUGUGACAUCAGUUUUAGGUACUUACAUAAUAGUUGCUGUAAACAUUGUAUUAUUUAAAAUCUGUUAAUAGCCAUGUACUAUAAAGGUUGAUAUGUAAUAUUUAGCAUUUUCCCGUAGAAUUAACAUUAUCAUGACUUUUAAUGUUCACACUUGGACAAAGAUAUUAAAGCAUUAAAAUAUUAUUUAGCUUGUAAUGAAAUUACAACUAAUAAAGUGGGCACACAUUUCCUCCUGAAUUUUGCCAAGUUAAAAAGUGUGACAUCAGUUUUAGGUGUUCACUGAUGGAAAGUGAUACAACUUUUCUCAUGAUUUGUUGAUCAUUUAUAGAUUGUUAGAUCUCAACUACACUUCCUGCUUUCUGAUGAAAUAUCACAUGUUGAUAAAAAUGAAAAAUUUCCAACUACUGUCUCACAAAUAUAUGGAACUCAACAUUAAUUUUGUAUGAGUACUUUAUUACAUCAAAUUGAUACUGUUCUAAGACUACUGUGAAAUCAUUUAAUUUCGUGGGCAUGAAAUUUCGUGGUUUGGUCAAAAUGGCAAUUUCGUGGGGAUAUGUAUUUGUGGAUUACAACUUUUGAACAUAAAGUGAAUGGGGCUUUCAUUUGUUCGUUGGGAUUAAAUUUCGUGGAUUGACUCAAUGAUGAAAUCCACGAAAACUAGUCCCCCGCGAAUAUUAAUGAUUUUAUGGUAUAUUUAUUUCAAAAUACCACUCAUUUGUAGUCUGUCUUUCUUGCCACUUGUAGAUAUCCUUGAUUUGCUAAGUAAAAUAAGAGGUUUCUUAAUUGGAGAAGUCAGAUGUAUAUUCAAAUAUGGGAAAACUUAGAAGAAACAUUUCAAAUAUCUAGAGUGCAGAUUACAACUUUUUGAUGGCUGUCCACCCCUAAAUAAAAAGAGAAUUCACAAAUGUUCUGCCAGAUAACAGAAUUGACCAAAUUUCUGAUGUAUAAAAAAUUUACCGACGCAUUGCCAUCUCAUUACUUUAUAAUACAUUCACUAUAGAAAAGUGGCUAUCCUUGAAAAUUUAGAAAGGUUGUAUUUUCUUGUGCAAGAAGAAGUGGUUUUGUUUUUUGUUGUGUAUUAAAUGAUAUUUAAUGAUGCUAUUAGUGACAUAGUUGUAGUAGAUAUAUAAGGAGAGGGUAUAUAUUUCUUGAGCUGAAGUGAGAGCCAGUUUAAGAUUUGGAUUGUUCCUGUGUUAACAAAACGACUGAUAUAUUUAUAAAUAAACAUUCCUUUGCAAGACGGUUUUUAUCAUUCUUUUGUUGAUUUUUGUCUGCUUACUGAGAUGAAAUAUCCAUUUUUUUGAAAGUAUUUUUUGAUGGCGUGUUUUAAGUUCUGCCUCUGUAACUUGACAAAAAGACACUUCUUCACUGUUACUUGUAGUUAUUUAAUAGGACAUAUUUAUUUUUGAAUGAGUAUAUUGCGUGCAUUAAAAAUAUUACUUUGAAUGAUUUAGAACAUUUUUAUUUUCCCAUAGUGUUUUGACAUUUUGUGCAAUAUAGUGUAUUUCAGUUUUGUUUUUCCCCCAUGUAUUUUUGCUGUUUCUUAGGUUGAUUUUUUUAAAUGAAAUUUGUGUAGUCCAUUGUAUUUAAAUAACAACACUAAAGCUGUUGUAAGAAUUUUGUUUUUGAUAAUGUGUCAGUUAAAAGGAUGGAGCUUUGGAAUUUAUGUAAGAAUAGUUACGUCAGAAGAUUUCUGUCAACUGUCCGGGAAAGUCGCCUUGUAUCUCAUAUUGAGGUUCAUGUUGUCAUUUCGCUUUGGAUAGUUUGUUUUGUUUCAAAAUGUUUGUUAUACUUGUAUGCAAGUGGCAAAGAUUGUAGUCUUUUCAAGAAAUUGUUUUUCAGUUACUGUACUUGUAUUUCCACUUUUUGUAUGAUUGCUGAAAGUUACUUUUCCUUUAUAGAUAUGCAAGUAUACUAUUUAUUACAUAUUUCCUGGUAUUUUAUUUAAAUAGAAUGAAGGAUUAUAUUCAAAACUUCCACUGUUUGAAACAACAGGAUUUUCAUUUUAUAAUUUUCUCGGUGAUGGAUUUACAUUUGAAUAUGAAAGAAUAUGAAUAAAAAAUAACUAGAAAAUCAUUUCUGAAGAUCUAGAAGUGCAUAAAUACCUGCAGUAAAUAUGCACACACUGUAUUUAUUAAAAGAAAUAGAAUUAUCUCAAAUAAUUAUUCAACAUUUUUCAAGUGUUAACAUUGUAAUGUGGUAAUUCUGAGUGUGACUUUACUCAGUACAUGAGGCUGUAGAGUUUAAACUGGUAUAAUUUGAAAGACCUGUCAUCAAUCUCACUUGAACACCAGAUUUUAAAUAUUCACUUGUGAUAGUGCCACUCAUGAAAAUAUUUAUCAGAAGUUCACUUGUUGAAAUGAUACUAUGGUCUUUCACUGUAACAAAUAUCAUCUAUAUUUUGAAAAAAAAAAAAUUUCUCAAAUAAUCGGAGAGGAAAAUGUGACAGCUUUUCUAGAUAAUAGCUUUCAAGAAACUUUGUGGAACCAUAAAAAUUGCAGCAGUGUUACUGUAAAAUCAUUUUUAUUCUCCUAGGAUGAAUUUUCGCGUAUUUCGCGCUAGAACCAAUGUGCGAAUUUAAGACCGCGCUAUUAUUAUAUUUUAAUUUUAUUUUUUCAUUUAUAAAUUGAAAAUGCGCUAAUUAAAGCCUGCGCGAAACAGUCCUUUUUCACAUUUGCGCGAAAUUUCAUGCUAGCGGAUUUAAAUGAUUUCACAGUAUAAGAAUGUUGGGAAUGCACGUAAGCUUAUGGGGAAAUCGUUUAAUGAACAUAAAUUUGGCGUCACACUGAAAUAGGUUUUUUUUACUGCAGUUGCUAUAGUUGGAAGCUACAGGAAUGACCCAUUGAUCAAUAUGUUUUUAAGUGAAGUUAGCCUGCAUUUUUGACAUUUUGAGUGAUUGUAUAGAGAAAAUGUUUGGAUCUUACAUUGGCUAAUAAACAGUCAGGCUAUUUCUGUACUGAGUAAUGGGCAUGGAAACUUUUUUCAGGUUCCCUUGCUUAUGUACAUGUUAAACUGUAUACUGGUGACUGAGUUGGUUUUGUAUGAUUUUAUGAUUGUUAUAUAUGCAUUGCAUUGUUAUGAUUUGUACAGAACUGAAUACAACACAAAAGUAUAUUCAUAUCAUUUUCAUAUCAUUAUAUAAUAAUAACAUACAGACAUGAUGUUGCAUUGUCAAUUAAAAUGAUAAAUCAUG